UACCCUGCCACAUCCCCAAACUUGACGAUAUACGAAGUACAUGGCCUAGCUGAUCGUGAUGUGAGACGACUCACAAUUUUGUUGAACGAAUUAAUCGCAGAACGCAAGGGAGAUCCGGUCCUAUUCGACAUAAUUGAUUUUAGUCGCGAGUUUAUUGCGAACAACGUUCCCACGGUGAAUUGUGCCAUCUGUCUGUGUGGAUUUGUGCAAGAAUCAGACGUUUACUGCACACCUGAGUUUCACUAUUUCCAUAAUACUUGCAUCGGCGAGUAUAUGCACCAUCGGGAAAAGGAACAUCAAGAGGAGUUGGCGGAACUCCUAGAAAAAGAUCCUUAUUGUAUAUUGGUGCCACUUAGGCUACCCUGUCCCGUUUGCCGAGUUGAAGAAUUACCAUACUCGGAAAGCUUGGUUCAACUGGCACAUCAGAAGCAGCAUCUUUGACACUCAACUGUGACACGACGCACUAACACCCUCUUUCAAUUAACGUUCCGAGAUUAUUUUUCUCUUCAGAGUCACUUGUUUAAGUCAAC
This is a messenger RNA of Opisthorchis viverrini, 530 nucleotides long. RefSeq lists its product as hypothetical. The record is from RefSeq and is a predicted model, not a curated record. The annotation marks the transcript as partial. Gene Ontology annotation, molecular function: protein binding; ubiquitin protein ligase activity. Gene Ontology annotation, cellular component: nucleus. Gene Ontology annotation, biological process: protein ubiquitination. The transcript has 3 exons. Lineage: Eukaryota; Metazoa; Platyhelminthes; Trematoda; Opisthorchiida; Opisthorchiidae.